AUGCCAAACUUCAAAACCCCUACUAAAAUGCAAUCCAGUUCAUUCUACAUUGUACACACAAAGCCAAAUACUGAAUUAGUUGGAUCAUUCUCUGAGUAUCCUUCUCAAGCGAAAACAAGAAACUCAGAAAACGAGGACAAUUCUUUGAACUUGCCAAUCAAAAGUAAAACUCAUGGUUUCCAAUUAUCAAAAGCCCUAAAGUAUAACCACUCAACAUUUGUCAUUCAAUCUCAAGAUGUUAAGAAGAAACUUUUCAAGAAUAACUUGUUAAGCUAUGGGAUACCUAAAACUGAAAAAACUAAAGAGAAGCUUGUCAACUUGCAUUUUCCAUUUUCCAUCAAUAUAAUAAAAUUACCAACUGUCACUGAUGAGCAGAUUUUCAAUUAUAUCUUGACCAAUAACAUAACUGAAAAGAAAUAUAUCCAAUACUCAUCCUUCAAGAAUGAUAAAUUCCCCUUAUUCAUCUUUGAUAACAGAUCAGAAUUACCUAAUGUUGAAGUUGUUGGUAACAUGAUUAAAGCUGAUGUAACUAGUAUUUCCAAAAUCAAUGGGAAGCCACACAAGAAUAAAGUGUAUCUCAGAGUACUCAACAAGAUGAAAUACAAGACAGUAUCAAACUCUAAGAAUGCCUGUGAUCAAACUUUCUUAAUUUCUUCAGAUCGUUCAUUGAUUUGUUCCAAAGUUGGAAUCACAAAUGCCAUCUCUUUAUUCAUCCGUGAUUUCCACAAGGGUGAAGUUUCAAGCAAGGAUUAUGAUUAUUCAACUAGUGUUGUCCCUUCAGUGGAAGAAAUCAAACCAAACCCACCAUCUUAUGAAGAUGCUCUUGAACAAUGUGAACCUCCAAGAUAUCGUGAAAACAACUAG
Messenger RNA from Hansenula anomala, 864 nucleotides. RefSeq lists its product as uncharacterized. The transcript has a single exon. NCBI's taxonomy places the organism in Eukaryota, Fungi, Ascomycota, Saccharomycetes, Phaffomycetales, Wickerhamomycetaceae. Bases 1 to 864 code for a protein of 287 amino acids. The record is from RefSeq and is a predicted model, not a curated record.